Cyphomyrmex costatus is the source of this 1248-nucleotide messenger RNA. RefSeq names its product Per1-like protein PGAP5 (gene PGAP5). The coding region runs from base 1 to 1137 and encodes 378 amino acids. NCBI's taxonomy places the organism in Eukaryota, Metazoa, Arthropoda, Insecta, Hymenoptera, Formicidae. The record is from RefSeq and is a predicted model, not a curated record. Gene Ontology annotation, molecular function: hydrolase activity. Gene Ontology annotation, biological process: GPI anchor biosynthetic process. The transcript is spliced from 9 exons.
AUGCUGCGUUUCAGAGUACUUCUCAAUGUGGGUUUAGCUUUAGCAUUUGUAUUGUUGUUCUGCGAAUAUCUCAUAUAUUACGUGGUGCUUAUACAGUGCGAAUGGCCCACUCUGGACCCUCGGAAAGAAAAUCCUGCUUUACAUAGAGAAGCAUCAGACAAACCUGUCAAAGCUAUGUUUAUAGCGGAUACCCAUUUAUUAGGUUCCAAACAAGGCCACUGGUUUGAUAAACUACGAAGAGAAUGGCAGAUGUACAGAGCAUUCCAAACAAUGAUGACAUUACACCGAAUGGAUGUAGUUUUUGUAUUAGGAGAUGUUUUUGACGAGGGCAAAUGGUGCGGCUCCGCAGAGUUCGAAUACUACAUAAAGAGAUUCCAUUCCCUAUUCUACGUGCCUAAAGACACGCGUAUCUAUGUCGUCGCUGGAAACCAUGAUAUGGGAUUUCAUUAUGCAAUUACGCCGUACCGCAAUCAGCGUUUUAUUAACGGCAUGAAAAGUCUGAACGUGCGACGGUUGAGUCUAAGAGACAAUCAUUUCGUGCUGAUCAACAGCAUGGCAUUAGAAGGGGACGGUUGUUUCCUGUGUCGACCGACCGAAAUCGCAGUGAAUAAAAUAGCCAAGGAUCUAAAAUGUGCGAGAAGAAUCGGCAACGAUUGUCAUAAUGUCAGCGCGAUUUCCAGAUACAGCAGGCCUAUAUUACUGCAACAUUAUCCGAUGUAUCGAGAAUCAGAUGAGAUCUGCAACGAAUUGGAUCAGGCUCCCGAUGAGUUGAAGGCCAUCAAGUUCCGAGAACGUUGGGAAUGCUUGUCGAAAGAAGCUUCGGAGCAGCUUCUAGAUAUAUUGAAUCCGCGACUGAUCGUCGCUGGCCACACUCAUCACGGCUGCAGAAGGAUACAUCGGGAUGACAUUCUGGAAUUCACAAUCUCAUCUUUCAGCUGGCGCAAUAAAGUUAACCCAUCUCUCCUAAUGGGUACUUUCACUCCCAGCAAUUAUUCCGUCUCCAAGUGCUACAUGCCCGUGGAAUCUACUGUGAUUGUUAUUUAUACAUGUAGUCUCCUAUGCAUACUGAUAUAUUUGAUUAUAAAACUCAGGCCAAGACGGCACGCAUACUCGCGUUUGAGAAGAUGCCUUGACUAACUAUUACAAUACGUUCGUACGCGAAUGAACGUAUAAUAAUUUUAUACAGAGUGUCCCGUAUCUUUUCAUCAAUAUUUCAGAGACCGAUUUUUUUUUCAAGGCUCUAUUGAA